GCGAGCGCAGCCUUUUGCCCGCCGCCCUUCCCCGCCGCCGCCGCCCCCGGGGCAUGGCCUGUCUGACGGCCGCUUUCUCGGUCGGCACCGCCAUGAAUGGCACCAGUUACUCUGCAGCAAUGACAGAGCCCAAGUCAGUGUGCGUCUCUGUGGACGAGGUGGUCUCCAGCAACAGGGAGGUCACGGAGACGGAGCUGCUGAAUGGACAUCUGAAGAAAGAGGACAACAAUCUCACAGAGGCCCAGCGCCUCUCCUCCCUGCCGCGGAGGGCGGCUGUGAACAUCGAAUUCAAGGACCUUUCCUACUCGGUCCCAGAAGGCCCCUGGUGGAGGAAGAAAGGAUACAAGACUCUUCUGAAAGGAAUUUCUGGGAAGUUCAACAGUGGAGAGCUGGUGGCCAUCAUGGGUCCUUCCGGGGCUGGGAAGUCCACGUUCAUGAACAUCCUGGCCGGAUACAGGGAGACUGGCAUGAAGGGCGAGGUCCUCAUCAACGGCCUCCCGCGGGACCUACGCUGCUUCCGGAAGGUGUCCUGUUACAUCAUGCAGGACGACAUGCUGCUGCCACACCUGACCGUGCAGGAGGCCAUGAUGGUGUCUGCACAUCUGAAACUCCAGGAGAAGGACAAAGGCAGAAGGGAGAUGGUCAAGGAGAUUCUGACGGCCCUGGGCCUGCUGUCUUGCACCAACACGCGGACCGGCAGCCUCUCGGGCGGCCAGAGGAAGCGCCUGGCCAUCGCGCUGGAGCUGGUGAACAACCCUCCGGUCAUGUUCUUCGAUGAGCCCACCAGCGGCCUGGACAGCGCCUCCUGCUUCCAGGUGGUCUCCUUGAUGAAGGGGCUGGCUCAGGGGGGGCGGUCCAUCAUCUGCACCAUCCACCAGCCCAGCGCCAAGCUCUUCGAGCUGUUUGACCAGCUUUAUGUCCUCAGUCAAGGACAGUGUGUGUACCGGGGAAAAGUCUCAAAUCUUGUACCGUAUUUGAGAGAUUUAGGUCUGAAUUGCCCAACCUACCACAACCCGGCCGAUUUUGUCAUGGAAGUCGCGUCUGGUGAAUAUGGCGAUCAGAACGGUCGCCUGGUGAGAGCCGUCCGGGAGGGCAUGUGUGACUCUGACUACAGGAGAGAGCCCGGAGGUGAUGGCGAGGUGAACCCUUUUCUUUGGCACCGGCCCUCUGAAGAGGUAAAGCAGGCAAAACGAUUGAAGGGGUGGAGAAAGGACUCCACUUCCAUGGAAGGCUGUCACAGCUUCUCUGCCAGCUGCCUCACCCAGUUCUGCAUUCUCUUCAAAAGGACUUUCCUCAGCAUCAUGAGGGAUUCGGUCCUGACGCACCUGCGGAUCACUUCCCACAUUGGCAUCGGCCUCCUCAUUGGGCUGCUCUACUUGGGGAUCGGGAACGAGGCCAAGAAGGUCCUGAGCAACUCCGGCUUCCUUUUCUUCUCCAUGCUCUUCCUCAUGUUCGCAGCCCUCAUGCCCACCGUCCUCACGUUUCCCCUGGAGAUGGGAGUGUUUCUUCGAGAACACCUGAAUUACUGGUACAGCCUGAAGGCCUACUACCUGGCCAAGACCAUGGCCGACGUGCCCUUCCAGAUCAUGUUCCCCGUGGCCUACUGCAGCAUCGUGUACUGGAUGACGUCCCAGCCGUCCGACGCCGUGCGCUUCGUCCUCUUCGCGGCACUGGGCACCAUGACCUCGCUGGUGGCGCAGUCUCUGGGCCUGCUGAUCGGAGCCGCCUCCACAUCCCUGCAGGUGGCAACCUUCGUGGGCCCUGUCACAGCCAUCCCCGUCCUCCUCUUCUCAGGAUUCUUCGUCAGCUUCGACACAAUCCCCACCUACCUGCAGUGGAUGUCCUACAUUUCCUACGUCAGGUAUGGGUUUGAAGGGGUCAUCCUCUCCAUCUAUGGCCUCGACCGGGAAGACCUACACUGUGACAUCGAUGAUACGUGCCACUUCCAGAAGUCGGAGGCCAUUCUCAGAGAGCUGGACGUGGAGAACGCCAAGCUCUACCUGGACUUCAUCGUCCUGGGCAUUUUCUUCAUCUCCCUGCGUCUCAUUGCCUACUUUGUGCUGAGAUACAAAAUCCGGGCAGAGAGGUAAAGCACUGGAAAGCCAGAGAGAGGAAAAUUGGACACAGUGGCCAAGGGCCACUUGCGGAACCUGUGGCAAGCCCGGGCCCGAGGACACAGACACUCCUGGGACCCAACCCCUGGGACCACGUUUGGUUGUUGGGCGUCCAGUGCUGGACAUCGCCGCCCCGCUGGGUUGGGCCUUCUCUCCAUUACCCUUUCUAGCUGUAACUAAGAAGAAGAUGUAGAAAGGUUUUUUUUUCCAUGUGCAGGAUUUUAAAAUACCACCCCUCAGGCAGAAUUUAAAACUGCAACAAAGCUGGUGACGAGAGGGUUCCUCGGCAAAAUUCUUCCUUCUGACCAGGGAGCUCUGGUCCUGGACGGGGGAUUCAGGCAGCUUCCUGGGGAUCCCUGUGCAGUCAGACGUCCAGGGGCAGAAAGGCGAAGCCAGGAGCCGAUUCCAUUCUGUGACUGGUGUUUUCGUAGUUUCACCUUUCUACGGUUUGUCUCUUUUUCCGAUGAGGUCAUUUUCCAAGCCAAAAGUCGAUAAAUUUCAUUCAUUUCCAGAAACUGUACCUUUUUAGUACUUGGUGAAGAAAAUUAUUCAGGGUAAAUAUACUUUGUUUAGAGAUGAGAGGGGUUUGACUUGAUCGCUGAGCUGGUCUCAUUUACAGACAGAACUUGGGAAAGACGCAGAUGCCGGCUCCAGGUUGAAGGAUGACCUUGGAACCGUAUGCACUAAGCCGUGUGGAAAUCUUUUAAAGUUACACAGAAAGUUGUAAGGUGAAAUUGGCCAUCUCUUUCAAAGUCUUUUAUUUAUCCCGUGCUUCUUACUUUAAGCAAAAUAUAUUGGUUUUAUUUCUUCGUAACUUUCCAAGCACCUUAAUUUUGCCUAAAAAAAAAUUCUGGAAAAUCAAUCCUGUUGAUUUUUUACAAACAUUUCUCUUCCCUGACAUAUCACAUCAACUACCUCCACUGAACCUGGGGAAGCUGGGCUUAGAGAAACUCCAGGUGUGAACGUUGUGGUAUCUGCAGGUGUAGCCCACAAAAGAUGCGCCAACCGCACAAGAGGAAAGAUGCUGAGAUUUCCUGAGAAUCCAAGGCCUUUGCCAGAAACUGGCGAAGACUUAGCGUGGCCGAGGCAUCUGGAACUCCAUCAAAUCAUGCACUGAGAGCCGUGGGAGAUUCCGUCUCCCACAUCUGGUUUCCAUGGCAUCUCAGCGGCACCUUCACCUUCUCAGCGCCGGGCUAGCAUAGUCUUUCCAGACCAGAAACUCCUUUCCAGUGAUGCAGUCACAUAAGUAAAAUCCCUCUAGCACAGGAGCAGUGGGCACAUCUGCAGGGUAAACGGCCUUUGAAUUCAUGGCGGGCGCCCGUGUGCUUGUUGGCGGCAGUAUGACCCCAGGGUGGAAGGGGACUCUGGCCAAAGAAGGUCCUCGGAAGGAAAACGGAAUCGCUUUCCCCUUCUAGAAUGCCGUGAACCUGGAAUCAGGGUCUCCUAAUGAAAGACUGUAUUUUUCGUGGACAGAUUCAUUCAUCUCCCUGAGCCUCAGUUUCCCCACCUGUGAAGAACAGCACGAGAUCGUCGUCAAGGUCAUGUUCAGCUCUGAAAGGUUCUGAGAUUCCUAGGUUGUGUUCCAGAACUUUUAUUUCCUAUUUAAGAGA
Messenger RNA from Eubalaena glacialis (North Atlantic right whale), 3724 nucleotides. RefSeq names its product ATP binding cassette subfamily G member 1 (gene ABCG1). Gene Ontology annotation, biological process: cholesterol homeostasis; transmembrane transport. Gene Ontology annotation, molecular function: ATP binding; ATP hydrolysis activity; ABC-type sterol transporter activity. NCBI's taxonomy places the organism in Eukaryota, Metazoa, Chordata, Mammalia, Artiodactyla, Balaenidae. The transcript has 15 exons. The record is from RefSeq and is a predicted model, not a curated record. Gene Ontology annotation, cellular component: plasma membrane. Bases 54 to 2090 code for a protein of 678 amino acids.